Messenger RNA from Trypanosoma rangeli, 5544 nucleotides. RefSeq lists its product as uncharacterized. Bases 1 to 5544 code for a protein of 1847 amino acids. The transcript has a single exon. NCBI's taxonomy places the organism in Eukaryota, Euglenozoa, Kinetoplastea, Trypanosomatida, Trypanosomatidae. The record is from RefSeq and is a predicted model, not a curated record.
AUGGAGUUGAUGUUGGAGAAUGGGGCGUCGCGUGUAGGUGUGGACCUGGAGGAUGUUCAGGGGCAGGUGGACCGUUUGUACGAACAUAUUCUUGCUAGUGUCAAUAUGUCGCUUGACAAGGCAUCAGCUGACGGUUGUGAGGCGAACGCGGGAAAACAGCGGCGGGUGCGUCCGUCGUGUAAGCCGGUGUCGGCGGCGGUGGUAGUCAUGAGGCGCGGCGUGUCUUUGGAAAGUGUCGCUCCUGUGAUGAAGGACGUUGUGUCCGCGGGUGAGGCGGUGCGCCUCUGUGCCGAGGAGGCGUUGGAGGUGUCCAGCACCACGGCAUCGACGAUCCUGCUGAGCGACGUGGGCUGUGCCGGUUGGUCAGACAUGUCAAAGGUCCAUGCAGGUGGCGUUUCACGCAGUUUGUUGCCGCCACAGCGGAUUGCAGCUGCAGCGUGUGCCGGUGUUAGUCGCGGUGGUCGGGGUGCGACGUUGCGGCGGCGGAAACCGGCCUCAACGUUCGGCAGUGGUCGCAGUGGCAUGUGUGACCCGAUUAAAAAGACGUCCGCGCCGGGUCCGGGGUCUUACUUUUGCAGUGACGCUGAUGAUACCGCGCGGCCGCGUGUCGCAGCGCAUCGUGGCCGUGGCAGCAAAGGCCUCACUGAAGCUGGAGGCACGGUCGCCAAUGGCGGCGUUGCCUCAGGCAACGCUCGUCACACGCACCGCAGCGCAGAGGAUGCGGCGAAGGCGUUGCGCUGCCAGUUCGCGCUGCUGUGCCAGUGCUACUGGAAGCAGUUUCCGGAGCUGGAGCUGCCGACCAAUGCCGCGGCGCACGCGACAAACUGCCCGUGCCAAUCCAUCCGCAUGGCGUCCACAGGGAUGGAUAGCAGCAGCAGCAGUAGUAGUAGUAGCAGCAGCAGUGAUUGUGUGCGCGUGGAUGCAAACAAAGCUCGACGGCGUGCACCAGCCGUUUCUCGCACGUCAUCCCCAUCGCUUGCAGUGCAUCAGUCACCAAACCGCGGUGCCGUGUUUGGCACCGCGCGGCGUCGAACACCCUUUGCGGAGGAGUCGCCGCAGGUGACCCGGAUGAAAAGCACGGAAAAGCAGCAGCGAGGUGAAUGCGUUCCGGCGACGCGGGAAACGACGGCCUCGCGUGGACCGCCGGCGGAGGUGGCCUCAGUGCCCGGUCCCGGUGCGUACAACGUUGCCAGCGCCUUUGACGCGGCUUCUCCACGCGGGGCGUCAAGGGGCGUCUCUAUCGGACGGGCGGCGCGGCGGCUGCACACGUCGACGGAGUCCCCGGGGCCAGGGGCGUAUGACACUGCGCCGACAGAAGAAGCGAAAAUUCACGGCAAGAGGAACUACUUUCUUACGACAAGCCCACGUCUUUUGCACUUGGGGGCGAAGCACGAUAGUGAGGGAGGUCCCGGUCCCGCGGAGUAUUCUACUGAGCAGGCGGCACGCAGUGACGCACGACACAAAAAUGCUCCGGCGUUUUCGUUUGGCCGCGCCAAACUGCCGGGCAAGUCUACGGCGGUCCGCAGCACUGCCGCUGCUGUGGAGAGCGGCGAUGCGGUUCCGGGCCCAGGAACAUAUGACGUCUCCACGACGUUGCCGGACGGUGGGGUGGUGAGGGCCGGAAGAAGUGCGGUGAUCCCAACCGCCAGACGCGACGGAAGCACGUGGUGUGGCGUGUAUUACCCGCCCGACAAUGUACCAGGCCCCGGGCAUUACGUGCUUUCAACGGAGUCGACCGGACCACAGUGGACCUUCUCCGCGCGGCGGUCGCCUGAUGUCGCUGAUGAGCCUACGCCUGGUCCAGGUGAUUACUUCGUUCCCAUCUUUGAUCUGCGGCGGGAGCGCGUCGCAACAGCGUCGUUUGCUACGGCGCCACGUUUCCCGCCUGGAGUGGUGGAUCCAGCGGCGAACCUUCCUGGACCUGGGACGUACGAUAUGGACGGCGUAGCAGAUUUCACACGGUCGGUCGUCAUGGGAACGGCGCACCGCGCACUCACACUGGGUGUCUCCACGGAAGACGUACCAGGGCCUGGUGCAUACGUCCCUCAGCACACAGCACAUGAACGACACGUUGCAGUUCCGAUUCUUGCGUCCACCGCACCACGGUUUGACAGUAAUGGCAACACUGACGCCAGUGCGUCGCUCCCUGGGCCCGGGUACUAUUAUUUUGAGGAUCAUGCGGCAACCCUCAAUCCACGCGGCGCGGCUAUUGGAACCGCAUCGCGGCCCUUGAACCUUGAUGCUGUUGCCGCAACUGAUGCAGGUCCGGGGGCCUAUGACACUAGCCUACCCAGGGGUGGCCCCUUCUUUUCAAUGCGACAGCGGGUGUUGGAUCCCGCCACAGUGGGAGAGCCGACGCCUGGGCCAGGGAUGUACGACGCACGGGGGUUGGCGUCAGGCCCGAGCGCCUUCGUGGGCGUUGCGGCGCGCUUUCCGUCGGGUGACGCAGAGAAGCUGCGCAACCGUGUCCCUGGUCCUGGUGCCUACGAAGCUGUGUUACCUGCCACAACAUCCAUGACAGCGGUUUUUGGUACCAGCCCUCGCUUGCUCAGCAAUGAGGACGCCAUGGGGCAGAAGCUGGGCGGAGGACUUGGCCCUGGCGUCUACGAUCCGCAGGAGGUGCGGAGCAACGUGGCCGGUGCCGCAUGGAGCAGCAGUCCUCGGUUUAUCCAAGAUGAAAGGAAAGAAGUGCCUGGACCUGGGGCAUACGAGGUUGCCACACCUUCGCCCACGCGUCGCGUUGUCUUUCGGACCGCAAACGAUGGCUCGGAUUGGCUUAUCCCCGCCGACGCGGCGGAGCGCCCUGGGCCCGGAUCAUAUCUCCCGCAAGCGGCAGAAGAGCGGACGGCGGCUGCAGUGGUGUUUGGUUCCGCCCCGAAAAAUGUGUUUUCGCCCGAGGAACGAGAGAGUGUCAUGCAACGGCACGUUGGUCCGGGAUCGUAUGAUGUGACGCUGCAGGUUCCACAUGCAUUUCACGCGACGUUUGGAGGCGCCAAUCUGGGACGGCUGGAGCAGGAAAAGGCCGACGAUAAAACCCCCGGGCCAGGACACUACAGUUUAGCCGAGGGCCAUGUUCCGCUGCCGCGGGAUGUGGUGUUUGGUACAGCCGCCCGAAUGCCGUCAUCGCAGCAUGCGGAGAAGACUCCAGGUCCUGGGGCGUACACGCCCUUACUGCAGCCUAAUGAGGUAUCCCCAACAGGGCCAGUCUCCUUCCCGACGGCCCCUCGCUUCCAUGACGCUAGUGCCAGGACCGGUGCUGACAGCGACGCUGCCACCCCAGGGCCUGGCGCCUACGCCUUGGACAGUGAAGGGAGACAGACACGGGGUGGGGGCGCCUACAUGUUCGGAACGGAACCCCGCAUUUCAGACCACGAGCGACACGCGCAGGGGCUCUUUCCUGGGCCCGGUCAAUACGAAUGCUCCCAUGAGGUGACGAUGGCGAACGGUCCGGCCUACUCCUUUGGGAAGGAACCCCGCACCUUCAUGCAUGCGGCUGAAGAUGGAGGUGGGACCACCAGUGGAGGUGUCCCCGGUCCAGGGUCGUACGAUGUUGUCAUUCCAACUCUUACCGCACCCACCACUCGCUUUGGAACCGCACAUCGUACAAUGGGGGCGGUGUCGCUUGCGGAAGUUGUUCCAGGCCCUGGGACGUACGAUGUGGCAAACACCGCAGCGACGGCAACAGCAGCGGCCGCUGCGCCUGCCUACCGAUUCUCAACGGCCCCACGUGAGCUACACGUGGAAGUCAGUGAAACACCCGGGCCAGGUCAGUAUGGCGGCACCGGUGCGGAGGAAAACGGGUGGCGACGCUUUGCAGGGCCGUCAUUUCCUACGGAACCGCGUUUUCCUGCUGGGAAGGAGGUCGAUGCCCUCCCUGGGCCGGGUCAGUACUUGCCGCAUCACCCGCAAUGGGAUGCGUCACAGGCCUACUCCUUUCCCUCCGGCAAGAAGGAGCUUUUGAGCGGCGAAGCUGAGAUGCCUGGUCCAGGCACAUACAAUCCCACACAUUUGCCCACAGGGCGUGCCGUGCAUUUCGGCACUUCUGAGAGAAUUCUUGGGCACGCAGAGCAGGACAUAGAGUUGCCCGGACCAGGCACAUACGAUGUCAGCGUAAACAAACACGAUGGGCCUGCCUUUUCUCUGCACCGCACUGCGCAACGUGGGCCCACGCUGGGGGAGGUGGAACAGUCUCAUGUCCCAGGACCCGGCACGUACACAUUGCCCCCCACCUUUCCUGCGACAGAGGGUGCUGGGACGGCUGUCUCCUUUGUUAGAGCUGAGCGUUUUAAGACGACCGGCGAGGUCGAUGGGACCGGGCCACACACAAUGCCCGGUCCAGGCUAUUAUGAUCCACAGCUGCCCGCGCCAACAGCUGGACCUAGCAUGGGUCGUGCGCCGCGACUGGCUGAGGUGGGCGAUGGUGCUACGGUGGGUGGUGUAGACUUCCCAGGGCCGGGACAUUACGAGGUCACGCGCGGAGACCCCAUUCUCACCACAACACUUGAUGGAGGUGUGGCGAUGCGUUUUACCGCUGCACGUUUCCCUUUUAGUGCUGAGCUCACAGCGUCUGAAAUGCCGGGUCCGGGCUUGUACGCUCCAGUGGUGCCACAAAGCACGACAGGUGGAGCGUCCUUUUCCCAUGCCCCACGUUUUGUAGUGGCUGAGAUGCGGGACGGGAGGGAGCAGCCAGGUCCAGGCGAGUAUGGCAUACCCUCCGUGUGGCAUCUGCCGCAGGAUGCUGGGUACUCCUUUGGCACGAGCACCCGGCUGGGACGCGCGGAUACUGCGCAGGAUACUCCAGGGCCAGGGAGCUACGAGACAGACCGCUACGCUGCACGGUACAUGGCGGGCCCGGCGUUUACGCUGCUGGGGAAACCAACCUACAAGGAAGCACAUGCUGGGGCUGACAAUCCUGGGCCUGGCACGUACGCCCCUCAGCCAGUGGAAGCCGCAAUUUCGGCCACAAUUGGAACAGCCCCACGAACCACCGAAAAGACUGAGGAUCUUCCGGGUCCUGGGGCGUACUUGACGAGCGGGCCAAUUGUGAUGCAGAGCCAACCUGCAUUUAGCUUUGGCAACGCCCUUCGUCCUGACAUUGUGUCACACACGCAACGUGAUCUCCCGGGGCCCGGCGAGUAUCACCACCCCAUUGACCCAAGGCCAUCGGUGCCGGUAUUUACGUUCGCUGGGGCUGAACGUUUUCAGGAACUCGAGGGGGAUAUUGCUACGCCCGGUCCGGGGCAAUACUACCACCACCCUCCUGCAAAUUUGUCGCAGGGUCCAUCCUUUACGUUUCCCCAAACCACCACAGCGACGCCUGGGGCAAAUACAGGAACUGGCAGUGGUGUGGGUCCAGGGACGUACUUCCACCCGUCCCACUGGGACAUGGCAGGGAACGGGCCAACAUUUCCCACCACACUGGGCCACUUUUUGCCGGCGUUGGGCGCGGAUGCGCCUGGACCCGGGGCUUAUCACGUGGAGCCGCGUGUGCCUCCACCUGCCGCUGCAAGCGCGGCUCAGAGGAGGGAGUCGAAGACGCAGUGA